Molecule: messenger RNA, 9939 nt
Organism: Mobula hypostoma (lesser devil ray)
Lineage: Eukaryota; Metazoa; Chordata; Chondrichthyes; Myliobatiformes; Myliobatidae
Product: ATP-binding cassette sub-family C member 9-like
Exons: 33
Coding region: 893-5653 (1586 amino acids)
Biological process (GO): potassium ion transport; transmembrane transport
Cellular component (GO): membrane
Molecular function (GO): ATP hydrolysis activity; ABC-type transporter activity; sulfonylurea receptor activity
Source: RefSeq, a predicted model, not a curated record
AUGACGGUGUUGCUCGCUGCACUGUUUGCAACAGUGACUUUUCAGGUGCCUUUGGUGGGUUAAAAUGUAAAAGGCAUGUUGAGAAAUCAUAAUGUGUUCAGCUGAAAGAUGAGUCACCAUUCUUCAAGUAUGUGUCAUACUUCAUUGCAACAUCCAUGGUGGGCCAGUUUGUGAACGACAGACGAUUGGAAGCAAAGAGCGGAAAUGUUUUGCAAGACAGUUAUCCUUUCUAUAUUUGACCUGUCCUCUGUAGAGGAGACUGCAUUGUGAGCAGAUAAUACAGUACAAGUCUGAAAUAGUAAUGUAGUGGGUGGGAAAUUAAGGCCAAAUAAUGCUGGCUAGCUGUAAACAAAACGCUGCUGAAUUUCUGGAUGAAGGCUCUUCAACCUGGAACAUUAAUUCUGAACCCUUUUAAAUACAAACAUGCUGCCUGACUCCCAGUGCUUGACUGCAUUUUCUGCUUUUAUUUCAGAUUUCCAUUAUUAGUGUUUGCUUUUUGAUUUAUAGUUUCUGGAGAUGAUUCAUAGCUGGGGCAAAAAAUAAUAAUGAUUGGGUCCCCUGAGGAUGCAUUUCUAAGAACUGAGUCCAGGAUAAAUCUGAGGAAUGGAUGGCAAUUAGAAUAUAUCUAACAAUGCAUUGGAAAAAAAUGGAGAGAUGCUCUAUCUACAAAAGCAGGCGCAUGAUUUAGAUUUAAGUGAGGGGAAGUCGCACAGCAUCAGCUUCGCUCUCUCUUCCCAAUUCCCAUCUGGAUCCAGUGGCAAGACAAGAGUCGAGACGGCUGGAGAUGGGACUAGGCGCAAUGGACCUUAAUAUGCUCCUUAAUAUGUGACUUGAAAAUAAAAGAAUACAAGCUGCAUUUGCAUUGAAUGAAUACCAAAAAGAAGUAAUUGAGAUGGAAAAUGCUUUUAUUAUAUUUUGUGGACUUGCCCACAAAAACUAUACUUCUCAACCAACUGAGGAAUCUCAUAUUAAAGACGUUUGUUUCAGUGAAGGUGUAAACCUUCUUGUACAUCUGACAUUUGUGUUCUGUUCUGUAAUUGGUGUUGUUGUGAUUAAGUGCAGACAACGUUCCCCUGCAACAUUCCCUACAGGUUUGAGAGGCUGGAUUCAUUUCCAAUGGCACAAUGUGCGAUGGAUAUUAACAUUUUUCUACAUUUUUAUAUCAGCCUGUGCUGUGGCAGAUGGCAUUUUAUCACAGUUGUAUUCGAAGUUGGACAGACCAUUUAUUUAUGUACCUGAUGCGGCACAACUUGUCUCAUGUAUCCUUUCUAUAGUUUACUAUGAUGUUGCGGAAAAUGCAAAUGCACCUAUGUUUUUGGUGCUUUUUAUAUUUCACUGGCCUGCUGCCUGUAGCAUUAGUGUGUUGAAGGCUUAUCAGAUGUAUUCCCAGAGGUUUAUCACCAGUGAUCUGACUUUUCUCCUCGACUGUACCUUGGCUUCAAUCUAUGGACUCUUUGUCAUUCUGGAACUCAGCAUAUUUUUUAAAAAGGGGUAUUAUGGUCCAGGGUAUUCCAGAGAUAUCCCACCCUUAGAACUACAAGACCCAGAAAAAAAAUUUCAUCAGCCUUACGUCAAUAUUUUGUCACAGAUCACCUACACGUGGAUUUCAUGGCUAUUAAUAAGUGGUUAUCGGGAACCAAUCAAGAUGGAAGUUCUAGGAAAACUCCCUCAGGAUGAAACUGCACAGAAAAAUUUUGAUUUGUUAAAAUUGAAUUAUGAUAAGGAGAAGGAAAAUACAUCCUCAAGAACAGCAGAUUCAAGAGAUCUAGUAAAAGUUAUUUCUAAAGCUUUUGCAAUGCCUUUCCUAAUAGCAGGAUUUUUGAAGAUUAUAGGUGAUCUAGCAGGAUUAGCUGAACCUUUCUGCAUUGAUGGCAUUCUCAGAUUUGUGGAUGCAGAGCCAAAAGAAUUGGAGAAGGGAGUACAUUUUGUGAGUUUCUGGGAAUUUACCAAUAAUGGCUACAUUUUGGCAUUCUUGAUGCUGUGCGCAGUGCUCUUUCGUCACCUCUGCCAACAGACAGCUUUCUACAUUGUUAUUCGAGAUGGAAUACGUAUAAAAUCUGGUCUGCAGGCCAUGAUUUAUUUGAAAGCAUUGUCACUGCCAGUGUGGGUCUUCAAUGGAGAUCAUCUGACGACGGGCCAGAUUAUCAAUUACAUGUCAGUGGAUACUUACCAAAUAAUGAUGGUGGCUUUUUUAGGAUUCUAUAUCAUUUCAAUUCCAAUACAGGUUAUACUGACAAUUCUGCUACUCUAUCUACAACUGGGGUACAGUGCUUUGAUAGGAGUCUCUAUCAUUAUCCUGCUCACCCCUCUGCAGUACUUCAUCGCGAAAAAAUUUAUUUCUAUUCAACAAGAAACAAUGAAGUGUUCAGAUGACAGGAUCAAGAAAUCCCAUGAAAUGCUGCAGAACAUAAAGCUUUUGAAGCUUUACUCUUGGGAGGGGGUCUUUACCAAGGCCAUUGAGAUGGCAAGGGAGAAGGAGCUGAAAUACAUGCUGAAAGGAGCUGUUUACGUCAUUGUGACAUUAUUCCUCACCCAAGUGACACCUGUUUUAGCAACAGUAGUGACUUUCAGUAUCUACUCUAGUUUGAGUGGAUCGCCAUUGACUGCCAAUGUGGCUUUUUCAGCACUCGCACUUUUUGAUAAAUUUAAUUCUCCACUCAUUUUGUUCCCUAUGGUUGCAAAAACAAUCGUGAAUGGAAUUGUUAGCUUUCGCCGAAUAGCAUCUUUUUUUAACACUGAGGAAUUGAAACAAAUGACAGGAUCUGACAUUGGCAAUAAAGAUGCAGGACACCACGUAAAUCCCCCAGAUACAUCUGGUAAAAAUGGAUACUUGCCUGUUGAACUCCUGCCAACAGAAAAAGAUGUUUCUGGUCAUUUCAACAGCAAUGACUCUUCGGACUACCAAGACAAAUCCCAUCCAGAUGCUAUAAUGAAUUACUCCAAUGAAACAAAGCUGGAAGAAUGUGAUCCAAAUGAUAUGGAACUCCUUCCCAAAUGCAGUACAAACUGUGUACUGGAGAUCCACCGUGGCUACUUUACAUGGAAUAGCAACUCUGAGAGAUCUGUCCUUCAGGAUAUCUCAAUAAAAAUUCUCAAAAGUAAAAUUACAGUUAUUGUAGGCAAGGUUGGGAGUGGAAAAUCAUCCCUUAUUUCUGCCAUAUUAGGAGAAAUGAUUCCUGUCUCUGGUCAUAUAGUCUGGAGAUCAGCUAACCAACCCAUGGCUUACUCCGCGCAAACAGCUUGGCUGAGAAAUGCUUCUUUACAAGAGAACAUUUUGUUUGGAGAAAGCUUUGAUGAAGAGCGUUUUCAGGCCGUGAUUGAAGCCUGUGCACUUCAGCCUGAUAUUGACAUUUUACCUGCAGGGCGGCUGACAGAAAUUGGUGAGAAAGGUAUUAACCUGAGUGGUGGUCAGAAGCAGCGUGUUAGUGUCGCACGAGCACUCUAUUCGAGGUGCCCUAUUGUAAUAUUGGAUGACCCCUUAUCAGCUUUGGAUGCACAAGUAGGAAACCAUGUUUUCCAUCAAGGGAUCAUUGGGAUUUUAAAGAAAGAAAACAGAACUGCCAUUGUUGUAACACACAAACUGGAAUACGUUGAGGAAGCAGACUAUGUAAUUGCUAUGCUGGAUGGGAAGAUUGAAAUACAAGGCACCUACCAGGAGAUUGCUAAACAAAAUCCAGAUUUGAUAAAAACGUGGAAAAGCCUGACUUUAAAAGAUGACCAUUGUGAAGAAAAACAACCUAAAUUUGAAAUGGUGACUGAAGUAUCAAAAAUGGAAAAAAGGCCUGAUGAUAAUCUGAAAGGAAAAUUAAUACAAGAGGAGGAAAAAGAAGAAGGUUCUAUAUCCAUAAAAAUAUACUGGCAUUAUGCCCGUUCCAUUGGUCUUUUCUUUUCAUUUUUGUUAGUUCUCACAGUGACAGCAAAGCAAAGCUUUCUGGUAGCUAUUGAUUUCUGGCUUGCCCGGUGGUCAUCUGCAUUCAGGAACCAUUCAGAAACUGAAACUCAGUAUGAAAAUAAUACAGGAGGUGACGUUUUCAGCCAGUACCUCCAUGGGUACAUUGGACUGGCUUGUGGAGGAAUUUUGUGUGUUUUGUUCAGUUCCUCUACCCAUGUCAUUUCAGGUUUCCGUGCUUCAAGACGUCUCUUCACAAACAUGCUGCUCAAUGUUACAACCCUCCCAUUAAGAUUCUUUGAAACAACACCUGUUGGAAGAAUUCUAAACAGGUUCUCAUCUGAUUUCAAGACCAUAGAUGAUCAGAUUCCCAUGAGCCUGGAGAAACUCAUGGCACACAUUAUGUGGUGCUUCAGUGCCAUUUUGAUCAAUGUGAUCGUGACUCCUGUUUUCCUUCUUCCAAUUGUUCCAUUACUUGUUCUGUACUAUUUUCUUCAAGUGUUUUUUAGAGCUUCUGCCAGGGAACUUCAGAGACUGAGCAGCAUCACCAAAUCACCCGUAUUUGCACAUUUUUCUGAGACUCUUGGGGGCCUGACAACUAUCAGGGCGUAUAAACUUCAAGACAAGUUCCUUCAACAAAUUCUUGAGAAGAUUGAUUGUAAUACUGUUGCUUUUUUAUAUCUGAACACUGUGAACAGGUGGCUGGCUAUACGACUGGAUACAAUUGGAACAAGUGUUGUGUUUGCUUCAGCAAUUUGCUCAUUAUUGACAGCAGCACUGGGUUACCUGCAAGCUGGCCUUGUUGGCCUUGCCAUUCUAUAUGCUUUAAAGAUGUCUUCUUACUUGAAUUGGUGCGUCCGUGAAUUUGCUGAUAUGGAAAUGCAAAUGAAUGCGGUAGAAAGAGUCAAUCAUUACACCGCCCUUCCAUCUGAACAGGAACAUGAAGAAUCACAAAUUGAUAUAGAUUUUUUUUUUCGUGUUGCUUUUCCUUUAGACUCAAAUCUCGCCAACUGGCCUCACUAUGGAGAGAUAGAGUUUAAUGAGGUCAGUGUACGAUAUGAUAAGAAGCUUGACCCUAUCCUGCACAAACUGACAUUAAAAAUUAACCCUGGAACAAGAGUUGGAAUUUGUGGCCGAACUGGAAGUGGAAAGUCAACUUUGACAUUAGCUCUGAUGAGAGUUAUUGAUAACUUUGAAGGCUGUAUAAAGGUUGAUGGUAUAGAUAUUUCCUUUGUGACAUUGGACCACUUAAGGAAAUCAAUCUCAAUAAUUCCCCAGGAUCCUAUUCUGUUCAGUGGCACAAUCAGAUUUAAUUUGGAUCCAUACUCAACACAUAGUGAUGAAGAACUCUGGGAAGCACUGGAAGUUACACAGUUGAAGCCUAUGGUCAGUGAGCUUCCUGAAGGGCUAAAUGCCAUUGUAGCAGAAGGGACUGAAAACUUCAGCCAGGGGCAGAGACAGCUUUUUUGCAUCGCUAGAGCAAUGAUCAGGAAAUCAAAAAUUAUCAUUAUGGAUGAGGCCACUGCAUCUGUUGACAUGGAAACUGAUGCUGCUCUUCAAACUGUUCUUUCUACUGCAUUUACAAAUAGCACAACACUUAUUAUCGCUCAUAGAAUACAAACUAUUAUGGAUUGUGAGAGAAUUCUUGUUAUGGACCAAGGGAGGAUUGUCGAAGAUGGAGAUCCAAAAAUCCUGCAACAAUGCGACAGUAUAUUUUCUAGACUGAUUAAAGGACCGCCAAAUCAUGAUCAGACAGAUUGCUAAAACUGUAUAUGCAUUUUUAAAAGUCCUGUAAAGUGGGAAAUGUCAGCAAGAGAACUCCUUACCAAAAGAAUACUCUAUGAAAAAGGAAAAAAAAAAGAGUGAUUUUAAAUAUUGUAUUAUAACAAAGUAACUUGAAGAUUUGAUUUUGGUGCCUAAUUUGAGUGUUAAUAUGUGAUUAAACGUAUUUAUACAUUUGUUUGUGGUAGCUAGUCCUAAACCUGGUGCUGUAAGAAUUACCAACCAUUCAACUUGUAUACUGUGUAUCACUUGAUAAUUCACCAGAGUCUGUUGUGUAAAAUAAGAUGUCUACUAAAUAUUGUUGAUACAAGGAAUGUCUUCCAUUCAGACUUGAUUAAUGUUUCUCUAUUGAAUAUAGUGUAGCUGCAAGGUAGAUGAAGUUCUACUGGAAAAAUGUUACAGUUGAUAAGUAAAUUAGUAAUAUUUGGAUUUGGUACUGUUUUUCCAUAUUUUAAAUAAAGUUAUGAGAUUCCAAUUAGAUAAAUAGAAAUCUGCACUAUAGUAAAUUCAGGUUUUACUAAAAAGAAAUCAACUGCCUAUGUUUUGUGUCAAAGUUAAUAUAAAAUCAUGAAUAUUAAUAAUUGGAAACUUUUAUAGAAUGUGGUAUAGUACAGGGCAACACAGGAACAGACCCUUUAGCUUAAUUAGUUCAGCAUAACAUAAUGGGCCAAUGACACCUGAUCACUCUGCCUGAACAUGGUCCCUAUUGCUCCAUUCUGUGCAUAUUUGUGUGCCUAAGAACCUCUUAAAUACUUCUGUCAGAUCUGCCUCCACCAUCACCCCUAGCAGCAUAAGCACCCACCACUCUGCAUUUUAAAAAAAAACACUUGGCUUGCAAUUCUCCUUUGAACUUUCCCCCCUCGCACCUUGAAUAUAUAUUCCACAGGGAUAUAUACCCUCUAGUAUCAGGCAUUUUGACUAGGGAAAAAGAUACCAGCUAUCUACUCUACCAACGUCUUUCAUAAUUUUAUAAACUUCAAUCAGGUCAGCCUCUACCACUCAAGAGAAAUUAAUCUUAGUUUGUCCAACUUCUCCUCAUACCCUCUAAUCUAGGCAACAUCUUGGUAAACCUUGCCCAAACUCUCUCCACAGCUGCCUCUUCCUAUAAUGGAGUGACCAAAAUUGAAUACAAUACUUCAGAUGUGGCUUAAUUAAAGUUUAAUAAAGCUGCAACAUAAUUUCCUGACCCUUGAACUCAGUACCUCAACUUAUAAAGUAGACAAGUCAUAUGCCUUCUUUACGACCCUAUUGACUUGUCACUCUCAGGGCGCUAUCAACUUGGACCCCAGUACAGUAUCACUCUACGUCAAUACUGUUAAGGAUCCUGCCAUUAACAGUGUAUUUUUCCUUAAUCAUUAAUAUCUCAAAGUGCAACACCUCACACAUAGCCAGAUUAAACUCCCCCUAUUACUUUGCUUUUAUCUGAAUUAACCAUCAUACUGCUAUAUCCUAUGGCAACCUUCUACAUUACAAUACCAAUAUGUGUCAUCAGCAAACUAUAUUUUAUAAUUUCACAAACAGCAAAGAUGCAAACAGUACAGAUCCCUGUGGAACACACUAGUCACAAAUGUCAAGCCAACAGACCCACUGAGCGCUGCCCACCAUCUUCUAUGGGCAACCCAAAAGGCCAAAUCUCUCUGGAUCCUAUGCAUAUUAAUUUUCUAGGUGAGCUACCAAGAAGGACUUCCGAAAAUCCAUGUAAACAACAUCCACUGUUCUACCUUCAUUGCUUUCAUUUAUCGUCUCCUCAAAAAACUCAAUUCAGUUGGGAGGACAUGACCUGGCCUGCACAAAACCAUGCUUUUCCAAAUGCUCAUAAAUCUUCUAACUAAUAGCUGAUGAGAACCCCACCAACCUAUAGUUUUCAGGGUUAUUCCUACUUCCUUUCUUGAACAAAGGAACAGCAUUAGAUAGACAUUUUCGGUCCUUUGUGAUCAUCUCUGUGGCUGGAAAGAACACAAAAGAUAUUGGGCAAGGCUCUAGCAAUCUCAUCAUUUGCCUCUCUUAGGCACAGAUCCAUCUUAUAAUGUUCUUUAAGAGACCCAACACAAUGCCUUCCUAGCAUUAUUACAAUCUCCACACUGAUCUCACUCUCCUCCACAAGCUCCCUUUGCUAAAUACAGAUGCAAAUUACUCAUUUAGAACCUCACCCAGCUCCUCUACCUCCAACCAAGUUCCCUCCUUUAUCCUUGAGUAGUUCUACCAUCUCCCUUGUUAGCAACUGAAAUAGAAAGGUAUUUAGGUCUGUUGUGAUAGUGAUUGUCCAUAUUUUAGUGAGGUAACUGAAUGUGUCAAAGAGGUUAGCCUACAUGGACUUCAACAGGCCUUUGACAAAAUCCUGCUUGAAAGAUUGGUCCAAAAAGUAAGAAUACAUGAUCUUCUGGGUCAACUUGCAUAAUUGGAUAUAAAGUUGGUUUGGUGAUAAGAGUCAGGGUAAUGGUUGAAAAUUGUGUUUCCAAAUGGAAGCCUGUAACCAGUGGAGUAUCCCAAACAUCAGUGCUAGCACUCUUGCUCUUUGUAAUGCAGAUUAAUGACAUGGAUGUGAAUGUAAGAGGUAUCUUCAGUGUGUUCAGAGGUGACACCACAGUUGGUAGAGUUUUUGAUAGAGAGGAGAGUAGUCUUUGGCUAUAGAACAAUAUUGAUAAUUUGGCAGAGAAAUGUGAUAUGAUAUAUUUUGGGAGGAACACUAAGGCUUGGACAUACAAAAGCACCAGUAGGACUCUUGGAAAAACAGAGGAAUGUAGAAUAGGGAAAUGUGCACAGCUUCUUGAAGUGCAAUUCAAAAGAUGAAUGCCUCAUGAUUCUCUGGCUCAACAACACAAAACCAACAUGUUACUAUCAUUACUACAUAUGUCCAACAUGGUAGCUUCAGAUGACAUCAAAGAGGACUCAACUCUGACCUGCAUUCUAUAAAGAACCAACCUGACACGUCCCUACAAUGAACGUGACUGGCAAGGAAGGCAAACUCCUACAGGGUCCUUCUUCUUACAAAAUGUUUGGGGUAUGGUCUUUUCAUAAAGAACACUUUAUUUCAUCAGAGGCCAAACACAAAAUAUCAUGAUAACAAUACCGAUCCAAGCUGUCACACCUGCUGGAUUACAUCAUCAGCCAAGGGACUGUAAAGAUGUACAUAUUGUCCAUACCAAUGACAACUAUCAAUCACUAAUGGACUCACCAUAGUAACAGCUGGACUGGUGUAAUCCACUAACCUAACCUAGAAACAUCAAUGUCAUCAAGCAAUUCUGCAAGAAGAUCAAUGUCAAAGCAAUCAUGGACCUCACAGAGGCAGCUCUUCUCAGACAGCAUCUCAUGGACUAUCUAGACAUGGAGUUGACGGAGUAUUCACAGAUUAUGGGCCACAGUGCAGUUCACUAUAACUGACACUUGGAAAACAAAGAAAAAUCAAAUAGGGGCUACUAAAUUCUAAGAUGCAUACCUUUACUGAAAUUCAUCAGCAAACAACAGCAGUCACAAAUUUAUAAUCUGUUCGCAGGCAUCUGGAAAAAGAAUAUUCUAGGGGAUUUCCAAGAACAUGCAACUCUAACCACUUUCCAGAAAGGGACAAGUCCAGCUAUGGUAACUUCAGGGGGUGCCCCUGCUGUAUCUAAUGGGAAAGUCAUUGCCAUAGUACUUCUCCAUCUCUUCCUCCCACUGACUAAAGCUGCUCUCAAAUCGUAAUGAGGAAUCUAUCCAUCUAUAGCCACAAUGGACUGAAGGAUAUAAAAUGAUUAACUUUAUCGUCAACAUCGGCAAACCAUAGGUCCUCUACCCACCUCUCCAUGCUGUAUCACUUUGUCCUCCUACAAUAAAAAAAUACUGUAUGAUACUGAAAAAUAUGGACACCCUCGUACAUCUUCAGAGCCAUCUCUCAGUGACUGUGAAUGGUGGUACCAGCGUAAUCUUUUAUCAACUACUGGAGAAAAGCAUAUUUUAAGAACAAGUUCUCAGACCCGACAUAAUACUCAGUUUUCCAGUUCUGAGCUAAAACAUUUGAUUCUGUUGCCACAGAUGCUACUUGAUCUAUUGAGUAUCUUCACCGUUUUCUAUGUUAUUUCAGAUUUCUAUUGUCUGCAGUUCAUUACUUUUGGAAAGAAGCUCAGUAUUUGUGUGUACAUGUGUUUCAAUAUACAGUGUUUAAGUGUGUAUUCACAUAUAUGAACAUUUCUAUGUUAAUGAAUGUAUGCAUGCAUGUCUGUGCCUAGUUCUUUUUCUGUUGGAAAUUAAUGUGCCUUUUUAUCUCUAUUAUUGAUAAAAUUGCCUCAAUUGAG